UCUUCUACAACGGGUAGCAGAAUUGGAAAAGGUCAAUGCAGAAUUUCUGCGCACAAAGCAGCAACUUGAGCAAGAAUUUAAUCAAAAGAGAGCAAAAUUUAAGGAGUUAUACUUGGCUAAGGAAGAGGACCUCAAACGACAAAAUGCAGUGCUGCAAGCAGCCCAAGAUGACCUGGGCCAGCUGCGGACCCAGCUGAUGGAAGCUCAUGCUGAAAUGGAGAACAUCAAAGCUAUAGCCACAGUGUCUGAGAACACCAAGCAGGAAGCUAUCGAUGAGGUGAAGAGACAGUGGCAAGAAGAAGUAGCUUCACUACAAGCUAUUAUGAAAGAGACUGUUCGUGACUAUGAGCUCCAGUAUCAUCACCGGCUGGAGCAGGAGCGAGCUCAAUGGAACCAGUACCGAGAGAACGUGGAGAGGGAAAUAGCAGAGCUAAGAAGGAGACUGUCUGAAGGUCAGGAGGAAGAAAACUUAGAAAAUGAAAUGAAAAAGGCCCAGGAAGAUGCUGAGAAGCUGCGUUCAGUUGUGAUGCCUAUGGAGAAAGAGAUCGCGGCGCUGAAGGAGAAGCUGACAGGAGCUGAAGAGAAAAUAAAAGAGUUAGAAGCAUCAAAGGUUAAAGAACUGAACCAUUAUCUGGAAGCUGAUACAGACUUAGAGAUGUAUGUGGCUGUUCUCAACACACAAAAAUCAGUCCUGCAGGAAGAUGCAGAGAAGUUGAGGAAAGAACUGCAUGAAGUCUGCCACCUCUUGGAGCAAGAGCGACAACAGCACAACCAGCUGAAACACACGUGGCAAAAAGCCAACGACCAGUUCUUGGAGUCUCAACGUUUGCUGAUGAGGGACAUGCAGCGUAUGGAAAUUGUCCUGACCUCUGAGCAGCUUCGACAGGUUGAAGAACUGAAAAAAAAGGAUCAGGAAGAAGAUGAUCAGCAGAGGCUUAGCAAGAGAAAGGAGCAGAAGCAAAAAGAUUCAGAUGAUGAAACAAAAGCUUCCUGUUCUCUAGCCCCUGAGGAAACCCUUACCCAGCUCUCCAGUGAAGAGGUAAAACAA
This is a messenger RNA of Merops nubicus (carmine bee-eater), 1048 nucleotides long. Its product is annotated as rab GTPase-binding effector protein 1-like. Gene Ontology annotation, biological process: endocytosis; Golgi to plasma membrane transport. Gene Ontology annotation, molecular function: growth factor activity; GTPase activator activity. The record is from RefSeq and is a predicted model, not a curated record. Gene Ontology annotation, cellular component: endocytic vesicle; endosome. Lineage: Eukaryota; Metazoa; Chordata; Aves; Coraciiformes; Meropidae.